AUCUCUCAUAGAGAACAUUAUGUAAGGGAUCUUAGUUUAAUCCAUUCAACAAAUAUUUAAGCACUUAUUAUAGAGCCAGAUACUAUGUCAGGGACAGGGGAAACUACAUGAUUAUGAUUGCUGUUCUCGGGAAGCUCACGGGCUAGCAGGCAGGGUAAAAUUAAACCUACUGAUAUAACUGCUUAUACUUUUUUUCCUUUGUAUUAGCUACCAAAGCAGUCAAGUUCUUAAAUUUGCUUAAAUGUCUCUGGCUCAGAAUUCUUCCCCGUCCUUCCCUGACUCUCCAAUCUGAGACCUGAAGAGUAGGCAUCAACUAGAUUAAGAGAACAGGAGGAGAAACAGCUGAGCCUGUUGGAAAACCUGAAGAGAGACGCCAUGCCUGGGAUGAGAGCGGGACAGGAGACUGGAGAGGCAGACGCAUAACUAAUAUGACCUUCAUAAGACAUGAAGGCACAGGCAGUGCUGCCUUUCAUCCUCACUCUCAUACCAUUUCUGAGUGGAGAUCAAGGUAUACUCUUUUCAGUUUUCUCCAGUCAUUUUAGUGCUAUAAGUGAACAAACAGUCGUUGGAAGACUUUAUGAAGAUGUAAUUCUCCCUUGCUCCUUUGAGAGUGGCCCUGAAGUUGUAAUUCACUGGAAGAUUCAAGCUAGCCGAAAUGUUCACACUUACUACAAAGGCAGUGACCAUUUGGAAAAGCAAGGUCCCAGAUAUGCAAACAGGACAUCCCUCUUCCAUAGUGAAAUUCACAAUGGGAAUGCCUCUCUAUCUCUCAGAAAUUUAAGCCUUCAGGAUGAAGGAAAUUACAUCUGCUAUGUGGGGACAGCAUCUGGAAAAAUUGCAAACAAAGUAGUGCUAAUGGUGGGAGCUUUCCUCACACCAGUGAUGGAGUACAAAAAGGGGGACACAGAGAGUUACUUAACAUGCAGUGUGUUAAGUGUUUAUCCUCGUUCAACUAUCACGUGGCAAGUAGAUAACACACCGGUCCUUGAAAGCAUUAUGGAAGAAAUGGGGGUUUUGCCUCCUUUUUAUAAUAAAAGUAUGCUGAAUAUUACAGGAUCAAACGCAUCAUAUCAGUGUGUUAUUGAAAAUCCAUUGCUGGAGCAAACAUGGACAGGGCGAUGGAUGAUGGGAGGUCACAUUUACAAAAUGCAAAGUCAAGAUGUUUCACUCUCAUGUCAACUUGAAAACAAUUUUUUUCUACCGAAUCAAGACUUCAUAGUCACUUGGUCGAGAGUGGAAAGGUGGACUUCCUCAGUGCUGGCUUACUUUCUGAGUUCUUCAAGAAACAAAAUUAUCGAGAAACCACGGUUCUCAUGGAGCAAUGAGCUGAUAAACCAGAGUGAUUUCUCUUUAACUUUGACAGAUCUUAAUCCUUCAGACAAUGGGGAAUACUUAUGCAAUAUUUCUUCAAGCGACUAUACUUUCCUCACUGUCCGAACACUGCAUGUAGAACAGGAUUCUCAGAAAAUUGUUAUUCUGAUUUUGGUGACUAUGGUGAUUUUGAUUUUGAUGGCUUUUGUGAUAAUUUGCCUGGUCUCUAAGUUAAGAAGAGGCACCAAUUCCAGCAGAGAAAGAUGUGUCUCUACUGAUGAACCUGGUAGCAGUACUGAUAAUGAAGAAGAAAGCAUGUCCCUUCAGAAUGUGGACCAGGAAAGAAAAUGAAGACAGAACUGUGACAACACGAUAAGCAUUCUUAAUAUCUGAUGACUUCAUCCCUCCUUCUUCACUGCUAUUCCAGCCAAUGGCUUGUCAAGACCUGACAAUUCUACCACUGCAAAGAUUUGUAACCAAACUGUUUUUUUAUACUUUAUUUAUCAAAAAAUUAAAUAAAGGGCAUUUCAAACAAAAGAAACGAAUAAGAAAAACAAAUAACCUAAAAUAAUUACAUUGCUUCCAACAUGUUCCUACCAUGACCAAGAAAAGUUACAAACUGUACAUCAUCAUUGCUGAGCAUUCCCAUAACAUUAAGAUAACCCUCAAUAGCUUAUCUCUUCUUAUUAGAUUGUUAUUCCCCCUUCACAAGCUGCUAUCUCUAGGUUACCUACGUUCUACAAUAUAAAACAUUAAUUUUACAUUUCUCACAGAGUUCCCAUUAGAGGUAACCAAACUAUUUUGCAGUUUGCUACAUUCAAACAUUGAGACCUAAGCACCAUUCACUGACAACCCUACCCACAUAAAAAUGAUAAAUGACUGGAUACUAAGGAUUCCAAUUCAAGGAGAAAAGAACCAUCUUAUUCAUUUGUAUUCCUGUUGCAUUCAGCACAGGAGGCUAGAGGAGAAUCCCAAGAGCAGAUUUAAAAAUGGAUCAACUUGAAUGUAUAACUAUGUAAUGGUACUGUGAACAAUCAAAUGUAUGAUUUGUUUUGUAUGACUACGUGGUAUGUGAAUAUAUCUCAAUAAAAUGAAUAUUAAAAAAAAUAGUUACACAUUAAAAUGACCUUUACCCUUAACCAAAAAACAACAACAACAACAACAACAACAAAAAAAAAACGGAAAAACUGAUGAUGGAAGAGAGCUGGUAGGAGCUGAAGUCAUCAUAGUGAGAAGGUAAAAACCCAGGGCCUGGAAAUUGAGGCUAUUGCUUAAUAAAUUAUUGCCCACUAGUUUUAUAUGAAUGGUUAUCAGCUUAACCAACUAUAUUUAUUAGGGUGGAUCUUAGGGACCAAAAGAGCAAGAAUGUCUUUAUCUCUAAAACUGCCUAUAGCAAAAUGCCCUAUCAAGUAAAUUUGGUUUGCUUAGCAUCUCUCCAAGAACAGUUAUGCCUUUCUGAGUGACCCCAACCAUGAUGAUAAUUUGACUACCUCUUCUGGCUCUGUUGACAGUUACCUAAAUCAGCUUAUUAAUAAUUUAGGUUUCCAUGUAGUUUUACACAAAGAGAGAAUGGAAAGCCCAGCUGACCUGAUGCUAUGUACCCCUUAAUUUUA
Molecule: messenger RNA, 2924 nt
Organism: Choloepus didactylus (southern two-toed sloth)
Lineage: Eukaryota; Metazoa; Chordata; Mammalia; Pilosa; Megalonychidae
Gene: HHLA2
Product: HERV-H LTR-associating 2
Exons: 8
Coding region: 445-1662 (405 amino acids)
Biological process (GO): cell surface receptor signaling pathway; immune response; cellular response to lipopolysaccharide
Cellular component (GO): external side of plasma membrane
Source: RefSeq, a predicted model, not a curated record